GCCGUAAAACUUAAUUGACGGUACAUUAUACUUUACCAUAAUUGGCGAUGAACACCGCCGUACUAUGGUUAUAAUGUAAUUUUGAAUGUAAAAAAAAAAAAUACACAAACGAUGUGGUUUCCAUCCGACUUAAUACCAUGUGACACUCUGACAACGUGACCUCGCCUACGUGAUUGAGCGGUGAUAUAUUAUAACUCUGUCAAUAUUUACACGCAACAUUUCUCAACUGUAAUGGACAAGUUGACAUACUUUUGUACUAUUAUGACAGUGUGAAAAGGUUAAAAUAACGUGUUUGUUGUUUUUGCUCUGGUAUCAUUAUUUCGACAUGUUGCGACGCCUCGUAUCGACAUCUUGUUUGUACAAAGUAUGGAAAAGCACUAAUUAUGUGUUCUCCCGUGUCAUCACGCAAGAAGCAAGCAGGGUUGGUGCCUGCCAUCCCCACUACGCCCUAUGUCGCCCCUCCAGUACCGAGAGUCCACAGAAACAGGACCACUUGGACUUGGACAAAUGGAAAUCCCUCAUGAAGUCCCAAGCUUGUGUGGCGGAGAAGGAGGAGGAGGAGGAUGAUGCGAGUGACGAUGACCAAAGUGACGGGGAUGCUCCGAACAACAGCCUGGAGGCCACCAGGGAGAUGGUUGCGUUGUGGCGUCUAUCUAACAGUCGGGUACCUCAGGAGAUGACGGAUGAGCAGUUAAUGGAACUGGCAAAACGCACCACAAAGUCCGCGAGAAAGAAUUUUAUCAAGUUCCUGGCCAUCAAGGAAGGUCAUAAAAAAGCGCGCAAGGAGAAGAAGCAGAAGAAGGCGGCGGCGAGGGACGCCUCGCUCAAGCAGAAAUUGGAAGAAGACGGGGAACAAAAAGAAUUCAAGAACACAUUCCUUCUCCAGUACUGGAGCAGAAGCUUGGACUAUUUGCUGAGGUGGAGGAGCGCCCAGGCCAUGCGCUUUGACCAGCCUCUGGUCUUGGACAUGAGCUACGAGUCCAGCAUGUCCAAGCGGGAGAUUGAAAACACGGUCUCCCAGCUGAUGGAGCUGGAAGGCUGGAACCGACGCGCCAAUGAGCCCUACCACUUACACUUCUGCAACCUCCAGCCAGGCGGAGCCUACAUGGCGGAGCUCGUCAAGCGCUACGGCGCGGACCACUGGGAGCGCCUGCUCAUCACCAGCACGGACCGCCAGGCGGUGGACCUGUUCCCCCCCGACCGCCUCGUUUACCUCACCGCAGAUUCCCCCAAUGUGCUCCGCAAAUUUGACCACUCCAAAGUCUACAUCAUCGGCAGCCUGGUGGACCGGUCCAUCCUCUCCGGCGUGUCUUUAGCCAACGCCAAGCGUCAGAAGCUGGCCACGGCCCGACUACCGCUGGACGAGUUCCUCCACUGGGAGACGGGCGCCAAGAACCUGACCUUGGACCAGAUGAUCCGCAUCAUGUUGACCAUCAAGGAGACGGGGAAAUGGCAGGAGGCGCUGAAAUUUGUGCCGAAGAGGAAGCACAUGACCGAUCUGACGUCUGCAGAGAACGGGAACAGGUCUUUGCAAUCCAAGGGGCAAAGGAGUAAAAAUACUUUCAGAGGCGAGGAACUCAGUAUACAUAAAUCCCAGAGGAAGUCUGGCGUCACUUGGACGGACAAAGCAAGAAUCAGAGAAAAAUCAGGAGAGACGAGAGUAAAGAUGUCUCUCAAGAGCAGCAUGGAAGCGAGGCGUGAAGGCAGGAGCAAGUCAUGGUGGGACGAUUCCUGAACACAUUUACAAAGUCAAAGCUCAGCCAAUAAAAUAAUGGAAUCAUU
Messenger RNA from Nerophis ophidion (straightnose pipefish), 1782 nucleotides. RefSeq names its product tRNA methyltransferase 10C, mitochondrial RNase P subunit (gene trmt10c). Lineage: Eukaryota; Metazoa; Chordata; Actinopteri; Syngnathiformes; Syngnathidae. Gene Ontology annotation, cellular component: mitochondrion; nucleus; nucleoplasm. Gene Ontology annotation, molecular function: tRNA binding. The record is from RefSeq and is a predicted model, not a curated record. Gene Ontology annotation, biological process: positive regulation of mitochondrial translation; mitochondrial tRNA 5'-end processing. Bases 326 to 1735 code for a protein of 469 amino acids. The transcript has a single exon.